AUGGGCCGCAUCCAGAGCACCACAGGCAGGGCGGGGCCCCCUGCGUCUGUCCCUGUGGACGCCGCAGACGCUGGCGUCACCAUUGCGGUGCUGGACACGGGCAUCGCGCCGCACCCAGACCUCAACGUAAUUGGCGGCAGGAGCUUUGUUAACAACAGCAACAACCCCGACGACUGGACGGACCGCUACGCCCACGGCACGCUGGUCGCGGGCAUCAUCGGCGCGCGCAACAACGGCAUGGGCGUUUGGGGCGUCCUGCCGGGCGUGCCGCUGUUCUCGGCGAAGGUGCUGUCGGAUCAGGGGGCCGGCACCACGCUCAGCAUCUCGAACGCAGUGCGGUGGUUGGUCCAGAACGGCGCGGGCAUGAAGGUCUCUGUCAUUAACCUUUCAUUGGGCGGUAUCGGGCGCGACCCUUUCCUCUGCGACGCAAUUCAGGCGGCGGUGGACAGCGGCAUGGUUGUGGUGGCCGCGGCCGGCAACUCCGGCGUCAACAUGAGCUCGUCACUCCCGGCCAACUGUGCGGCGGUGAUUGCGGUGACGGCACUGGACCUGGUUCAAGGGUCGCCGACCGGUGGAGGCAAGCCUGCGUCAUACAGCAACUGGUGA
This is a messenger RNA of Monoraphidium neglectum, 606 nucleotides long. RefSeq names its product Subtilisin Carlsberg. Gene Ontology annotation, biological process: proteolysis. Lineage: Eukaryota; Viridiplantae; Chlorophyta; Chlorophyceae; Sphaeropleales; Selenastraceae. The record is from RefSeq and is a predicted model, not a curated record. The transcript is spliced from 2 exons. Gene Ontology annotation, molecular function: serine-type endopeptidase activity. Bases 1 to 606 code for a protein of 201 amino acids.